Rhincodon typus (whale shark) is the source of this 1577-nucleotide messenger RNA. Its product is annotated as cysteine-rich secretory protein LCCL domain-containing 1-like. Lineage: Eukaryota; Metazoa; Chordata; Chondrichthyes; Orectolobiformes; Rhincodontidae. The coding region runs from base 35 to 274 and encodes 79 amino acids. The record is from RefSeq and is a predicted model, not a curated record. The transcript has 3 exons.
UUCUAAUUUCAGGAUAUAUUGUCCACGAAAUUGUAUGCAGGAAAAUCCCCAUCUGGCUCGGGUUAUUGGAACCCGCAUCUAUUCCGAUAGAUCCAGUAUUUGCAGAGCAGCCGUACAUGCUGGGGUUAUUCAUAAUCAUGAAGGAGGUUAUGUUGACGUGAUGCCAGUGGACAAAAAAAAGUAUUAUGUUGGCUCAUACCAGAAUGGAAUAUUCUCUGAAAGCCUUAAGAAUCCACCUGGAGCUAAAGCAUUCAGAAUAUUUGCAGUCAUCUGAUUCCAUGAGAAAAUAAUACAGGAAAGUCAGUUCAGUACUUGGAAGAAGCAAAGUGUUUCAACUAUUUGUUAUGCUUUUUGCUGAGUUGUGAUAUUGGCAGAAACAGUUUAGUCCGUUGUAAGUCAAACAUUUCUGUGCCAUACAUUGAAAAAAAAACAUAUUGCUGAAUAUCAGAAACACAGGUUAGAGGUGCUCAAUAAGGUAAUAAUAAAAUUCCCUUAUUUUUGUUAUACUUAAUAAAUUCACAUUUCUGUAAUUACUGUUUUGUUACAGAAUGCUGCUAACUCAAUGGUCAUACCAAAAAUAUACACACAAAAUUCAACUGAAAACCAAGAUUAGACAGGAUUAACCUAAUGCUUUACAAACCUGGCAGUUACUCCUGCAGGCCAGGAUGUAAGUCAAUUAUAAUAAUGUGUUAUCAGUAGAAAUGGAAAGCUUGUGGAGACUGUAAGGGAGAAAUUGGAACUCACCGCACCCAUUUCUUCAAUGAAGAAAGAACAUUGGGAGACCCGAUUUUGCAGCCCAAUCUCUUGUACCCAAUCUUUCCCAGGAAUGCAGCAGCUGACAACCUGGAAGCUGGAUAUUCCCAUUGGCCAGGAUCUCCACCUGAAACAGGUGUUAGGCACUUUGGAAAUGCAGAUGGAGGUCCUAACACUGGUUAUGAAAGCCCAUAUCAAUUUUGUAAUGAAUGACUUGAUCCUCGCAUAUUCUGCCCAGUUGAGCUGGGUUUUCAGCAACCCAUUUGAUGGCCCUUAAAGGGACCGUUGGAGGCUUCCCCCCAAAAAAAGGUAAGUGUACCUUUUCAUGUUUGUGGAACCAGUUGGAAUAUGAGUAUCCUCCUGUUUUGGCAAACGUACUGGGGUGUGCUCCCACCUUUUUCCCUCUGGUUUGGCUCCCUUUCUCUCUCCACCCACCUGCAGGCUGGUUUGGUGCUGUUACCUGUGAGCUGAAUUAGAUAAUCAAUAGGCAUCUGUAGCAAAUAGGGCCCGAGCUAAAUUUCCAGAGGCUCAGGCAUUGCUUUUGGGUGGGUAUUCACUUUGUGACACUCAUUUCAUAUCAGUUAUCAGCAUGAGUCUUAUUUCUUGGCCAAAAUGGCAAAAUCCUUCAUACCAGCCCGUUUAAAGUCAUUAGAUAACAUUCCUGGCCGUGUUAACGUAAUUUAUAUAUGGGUGGGCCAUGUAAUUUGGAUUAUAAAGCACUACUUUGGAAAAUAAGAUAGCACACUUACUUUCCAUGUUUUGAUAUAUGAAACAUGGUACAAAGGUGAUAUCUGUUACUAUUAAAAACACUUGCUUACAGACCA